Cucurbita moschata (crookneck pumpkin) is the source of this 523-nucleotide messenger RNA. Its product is annotated as probable WRKY transcription factor 75. Lineage: Eukaryota; Viridiplantae; Streptophyta; Magnoliopsida; Cucurbitales; Cucurbitaceae. The transcript is spliced from 2 exons. Gene Ontology annotation, biological process: regulation of DNA-templated transcription. The coding region runs from base 9 to 512 and encodes 167 amino acids. The record is from RefSeq and is a predicted model, not a curated record. Gene Ontology annotation, molecular function: DNA-binding transcription factor activity; sequence-specific DNA binding.
UGUUGAAAAUGAUGGAAAAUUUCCCAAAUUUUCCGACGACUCCAUCCUCUUCAACCUCCCUCUCUCUGCAGCAAAUGCUGAUUUCUCGAGCUUCCGAGCUCGCCGGAAUCCAUGGAGGAGUCUCCGGCGGGGUUACUCUGUUGUCGGAUGGAGUAGAUUUGUCGGAGAAGAAGGUGGGUGUGCCGGCGGCCGGACGGGGAGGUUAUGAACAGAAAAAGAAGACGUUGAGCCGGAGAUUCUCUUUUCAAACAAGAAGUCAAGUUGAUAUUCUCGAUGAUGGUUAUAAAUGGAGAAAGUAUGGACAGAAGGCUGUGAAGAACAACAAAUUCCCAAGAAGCUACUACAGAUGUACACACCAAGGGUGCAAAGUGAAGAAGCAAGUGCAAAGGCUAACUAGAGACGAAGGGGUGGUGGUCACAACUUAUGAAGGCAUCCACUCUCAUCCCAUUCUCAAAUCGGCCGAUAACUUCGAGUAUAUUCUGAGUCGCAUGCAAAUUUACGCUUCUUAUUGAUCAUUUUUCAA